AUGGCCGAUCUUUCAAUAAAACCCAUCAAGCUCUACGGCGGGCACCUUGGUCCCAACCCGCUAAAGAUCGCAAUUAUUCUCACGUUGCUCGAGCUGCCUUUCGAAAAAGUUUUCAUCGCCUUCAACGAAGUCAAGAGCCCCGAGCAUGAGCGCAUUAACCCCAACGGACGUCUCCCGUCAAUUUACGAUCCCAACACCGACUUGACCAUCUGGGAGUCGGGUGCUAUCAUUGAGUAUCUGAUAGAGCGCUACGACACGACUGAACCCCGCAAACUCAGCUUCCCGCCGCUUAGCGCAGAGGCUCAGCUAGCACGUUCAUUCCUCUACCUGCAAGUUUCAGGUCAGGGUCCCUAUUACGGACAGGCCUACUGGUUCAAGAAAGCUCACCCGGAGAAGCUGCCUAGCGCGAUAGAGCGCUACGUGAACGAGGCAAAGCGUGUCACGGGCGUACUUGACAAGUGGCUCGCGCAACAAAAGGAAACCUAUCAGGGAGAUAUUGGGGAGGGACCUUGGCUGGUGGGCAAUAAGCUAUCGUACGCAGACCUGUCAUUCAUCCCUUGGCAGAAACAGGCACACGAGGGUUUUGUCGAGGACGGGUUCAAUCCCGAAGAGUUCCCUCACGCAAAGGAUUGGUUGGACCGCAUGGUCAAUAAGGAGCAAGUAAGACCAGUCCUCGAAUCAGCCGCCCAGAUGAUGGCAGAGAAACGCAAGCAGAUGCAGGAAGAGGCAGCCAAAGAGAAAGGGACCGGCCAGUGA
This is a messenger RNA of Penicillium riverlandense, 756 nucleotides long. RefSeq names its product glutathione S-transferase family protein. NCBI's taxonomy places the organism in Eukaryota, Fungi, Ascomycota, Eurotiomycetes, Eurotiales, Aspergillaceae. The record is from RefSeq and is a predicted model, not a curated record. The coding region runs from base 1 to 756 and encodes 251 amino acids. The transcript has a single exon.